Molecule: messenger RNA, 2475 nt
Organism: Papaver somniferum (opium poppy)
Lineage: Eukaryota; Viridiplantae; Streptophyta; Magnoliopsida; Ranunculales; Papaveraceae
Product: glucomannan 4-beta-mannosyltransferase 9-like
Exons: 8
Coding region: 528-2144 (538 amino acids)
Cellular component (GO): Golgi apparatus
Molecular function (GO): mannan synthase activity
Source: RefSeq, a predicted model, not a curated record
CUAUCAGUGCAGUCCAUCACUGAAUCAGUUUUUGGGUUUGAGUUUUCUCUCUCUCAAAUCCUUUCUUUGGAAAUUUCUUAAAGAAAGAAUCUGAGACAGAAAAUUUUGUGUUCCUACAUUCUUCUUCUUCUCUGUUUCUUUCCAAAAUUGAGAAAAAAAAACAGAGUGUUUCUUAUUUAAGAGAGAUUUGGAAUUUUUAAUGCUUGAUUUUUGGGUGAUUAAUUGAGUGAAAUUAAAAGUGUGUUUUAAUUAUUUUACUCAUUUUAAAUCGCGGGGUUUCAUCAAUUUCUUUUCCAUUCAUCUGUAUCUCUAUAAAUUCAGUGAACUGGUUUUGAGUUGUUACAAACAUUAAUUCUCGUUGAGUCAUAGAAUUAGAGUGCGUGUGUUUGAAGAAUUCCAAUUAUAUAAAUUCACAUCGCAGAUUCCAAAUGCCUUCUUCAUAAUCCCACUUCACAUCUCUUCUGUGAUUCUUCUCCUCCUCUGCUCUGUUCUCUUCCUGAAUUUGCAGAGUGAGAGAAUAACAAACAAUGGCAUCUGUAAAUCUACUUCCGGAGACGUUUCAGGCAACAAGAGAUGAUAUUCUGAUUCAAUUAAAGAUGGUAUUUGAAGCACUAAAAUGGCCAUUAAUCAUACCAAUUCUCAAGAUUAUGCUCUUCUUUUGUUUGAUUAUGUCGGUAAUGUUGUUCGUUGAGAGAGUUUAUAUGGGAAUUGUUAUCAGUUACAUAACAUUGUUUGGAAGAAAACCAGAAGUGAGAUACAAGUUUGAGCCCAUUAAAGAUGAUGAAGAAUUAGGGAAUUCCAAUUAUCCAAUGGUUCUUGUUCAAAUCCCAAUGUACAAUGAAGAUAAGGUUUAUCAAUUGUCGAUUCGAGCUGCUUGCGGUCUAUCAUGGCCGUCGGAUCGGAUUAUUAUUCAAGUCUUGGAUGAUUCAACUGAUCCUGCCAUUAUGGAUUUGGUACAGUUGGAAUGCCAAAGAUGGGCAAGCAAAGGAAUAAAUAUUAAAUAUGAAAUCAGAGAAAAUAGAGUUGGUUACAAAGCUGGUGCACUUAAGGAAGGAAUGAAACAUAGUUAUGUUAAGCAAUGUGAUUAUGUUGCUAUUAUGGAUGCUGAUUUCCAACCUCAGCCUGAUUAUCUUCACAAAACGAUUCCUUAUUUCGUCCAUAACCCUCAAAUUGGUCUUGUUCAAGGUCGUUGGAGAUUUGUGAAUGCCGAUGAGUGCUUGAUGACAAGAAUGCAAGAAAUGUCAUUGGAUUAUCAUUUUAAGGUUGAGCAAGAAGUCGGUUCUUCGACCUACGCUUUCUUCGGUUUCAAUGGAACUGCCGGUAUCUGGAGAAUUGCUGCUAUCAAUGAAGCUGGUGGUUGGAAGGAUCGUACAACUGUUGAAGACAUGGACCUUGCUGUCCGUGCUAGUUUGAAGGGUUGGAAAUUCCUUUACCUUGGAAAUGUGCAGGUAAAAAGUGAAUUGCCAAGUACGUUCAAGGCUUUCAGAUUUCAACAACAUAGAUGGUCAUGUGGACCAGCUAAUCUGUUCAGGAAAAUGACAAUGGAGAUUGUCAGGAACAAGAAAGUGACACUAUGGAAGAAAGUUUACACACUCUACAGUUUCUUCCUUGUUCGAAAGGUCGUUGCUCACAUCGUCACGUUUAUUUUGUACUGUCUUGUAAUUCCUGCAACCGUUUUCAUUCCUGAAGUCGAAAUUCCAAAGUGGGCAGCUAUUUAUAUUCCCUGCGUCAUUACCAUUCUUAAUGCAUUUGGAACACCAAGGUCUGUGCAUCUACUGGUUUUCUGGAUCCUAUUCGAGAAUGUUAUGUCAAUGAACCGUACCAAGGCGACAUUUAUCGGUUUAUUUGAAACCGGAGGCAGAGUAAACGAAUGGGUUGUCACUGAGAAACUAGGAGAUGUUAAUAAAACCAAAACAGCAGCCGUUAAUGCUAAACCAGCAGCAGUCAACAAGAAACCCAGAUUCGCAAGAAUCGGAGAAAGAUUAUUCAUGUUAGAGCUUUGCGUUGGCAUGUACCUAUUCAUCUGUGCCUGUUACGAUCUGGCUUACGGGAAGAACCAUUUCUUCAUAUACUUGUAUGCACAAGCAGUUACUUUCUUCAUCAUGGGGUUCGGCUAUGUCGGCACUAUCAUCCCUUCCUCUUAAAAAAGGCGAUACGACAUUAUUAUUCAUCCGUCCAAUUGGCGAUAUCGUCGUGUCACUAGUCGACAAUCAUAAUCAUCUGUAAUCUCUCAUCGCCAUUGUCCCAACAAGACAGCAACAACAACAUAAAGGAGCAUUGUCAUCUCUUUUUCGAUUCUUUUUCUACUUCUAAAGCAAAAUAGUUAUUGGGACUUGAUUAGUUCUGUUUGUCGUCUUUUUUUUUUUUUUUGGAUAGAAGUUUUCUCGAUGUUUAGGAAUGGAAAACAAACAACAAGAAAGAAAUUUUGAAUUUGGAUAUUUAUUAUAUAUAUGGGUUUGUGAUCAUCAUCAUUCA